Molecule: messenger RNA, 1146 nt
Organism: Manis pentadactyla (Chinese pangolin)
Lineage: Eukaryota; Metazoa; Chordata; Mammalia; Pholidota; Manidae
Gene: TATDN3
Product: TatD DNase domain containing 3
Exons: 11
Coding region: 76-990 (304 amino acids)
Molecular function (GO): hydrolase activity, acting on ester bonds
Source: RefSeq, a predicted model, not a curated record
GGAAACUCACCCCGCGCGGCCGCAGGGUUCCGGCUGAGACUCGGCGGAGACCGGAGGGCUACAGUGGUUGCGGCGAUGGGGACGGAGGGCGGAGGGAUGGUGGACUGUCACUGCCACCUCUCCGCCCCGGACUUUGACGGCGAUUUGGAUGAUGUGUUGGAAAAAGCCCAGAAAGCCAAUGUUAUGGCUCUUGUGGUGGUUGCUGAACAUUCAGGAGAAUUUGGAAAGAUUAUGAAGCUUUCAGAAAGGUAUAAUGGGUUGGUCAUGCCAUGCUUGGGUGUUCAUCCAGUUCAAGGAGUUUCUCCAGAAGGCCAAAGAAGUGUCACAUUAAAAGAUUUGGAUGUAGCAUUGCCCAUUAUUGAGAAUUAUAAGGAUCAGUUGUUGGCAGUUGGAGAGGUUGGACUUGAUUUCUCCCCCAGAUUUGCUGGCACUGAUGAACAAAAGGAAGAGCAAAGACAAGUCCUAAUCAGACAGAUCCAAUUAGCCAAAAGACUAAAUUUGCCUUUAAAUGUUCACUCACGCUCAGCUGGAAGACCCACCAUCAGCCUCUUGAAUAAGCAAGGUGCUGACAAAGUGCUGCUGCAUGCGUUCGAUGGUCGGCCAUCUGUAGCCCUGGAAGGAGUAAGAGCUGGCUACUUCUUCUCAAUUCCUCCUUCUGUCAUAAGAAGUGGACAGAAGCAGAAACUUGUGAAACAGUUGCCUUUAACAUCAAUUUGCUUAGAAACAGAUUCACCUGCACUAGGACCAGAAAAACAGGGUUGUCACUCAUUAUUUUCAUGCAUAUUGCCCUAUCUCCUUGGGGGACGCAAGCUUUGGGUAAGGGACUAUUUGCAGAAAUCUCAAACGGUACGGAAUGAGCCCCGAAACAUUUCCAUUUCAGCAGAAUAUAUUGCCCAGGUGAAAGGGAUCCCAGUGGAAGAAGUUAUAGAAGUGACAACACAGAAUGCAUUGAAACUGUUUCCCAAGCUUCAGCACCUGCUCCAGAAGUAGCUUCAAGACCAAAUCAACUGCAGGGGGGAGCAUUUGAGAAAAAGAAAUGUUACGAUUAAGAGUCUAAACUGAAGAAGCCAUUAUGUAGGGAUAUAGAAGAUGGUAGUUUUAAAAAAGUAUUUCUCUUAGAAUUAAAACUGGACUUGGAUCUUGAAA